AUGUCUACUAUCAACAUAGUCAAAUGUUACUUCUACAAAAAUCAUCUCCCUCGAGACCCGGCGAGACUGCGCGCACUGGUUGCUCUUGCCUACCAAACCGCGAGGGACAGAAAACUGUACCCAAAGGCUAUCUUGAUCCGGUCGGAGCUCCAUGACACGACCAGUUUUCAGGGGAAACGUCAGAAGGAUCCAUUAGGCUGGCAUGUUACCCUUUGUUACAAAGACGAGGAGCAGUUGGGUAAAGGUGUGCAUGUUGCUAGUCACGGCUAUGUUCAAGGGAAAGAUAAUCUAGAAUUUGUGGGAGCAACGCACGCCGGAGAGAAGCUGGAUUCUUGGAUGAAGGGCGAUGGGAAUGUGGUUUGGCCAGCUGAAGAAGAGUUAGAAGCGGCUCCUGACAUCGGGUAUGGACACCCCUUUGAAGAGGACGACAAAGGCAAAAACCAACUGUAA
Molecule: messenger RNA, 450 nt
Organism: Aspergillus candidus
Lineage: Eukaryota; Fungi; Ascomycota; Eurotiomycetes; Eurotiales; Aspergillaceae
Exons: 2
Coding region: 1-450 (149 amino acids)
Source: RefSeq, a predicted model, not a curated record